Messenger RNA from Closterium sp. Naga37s-1, 1872 nucleotides. Lineage: Eukaryota; Viridiplantae; Streptophyta; Zygnematophyceae; Desmidiales; Closteriaceae. The record is from the annotation of a GenBank genome assembly.
AUGGGCGGGAAAUGGGGCGCGAUCUCGAAGCUGCACGCGUUCCCCAAGGCGGAGGACCACCUUACUCAGAAGACGCUGUCGGGCGCCAUCGUGACUCUUCUGGGCGUGGCGAUCAUGGUGGUGCUCUUCGCUCACGAGCUCUCGUUUGUGCUCACGCCUGAGGUGCAUGAGGAGAUGGCAGUGGACAAGACGCCAAGGGACGAGAAGCUCGAUGUGUAUCUCAACAUCUCCUUCCCCUCCCUGCCCUGCAACGUGAUCAGUCUCGAUGCGCUGGACAUGUCGGGCAACCAUGAGGUGGACAUUGCAACAAACAUGUACAAGAUUCGUCUGGACCGCCAUGGCCAGUUGGCAGACUCGCGGUGGCUCAAGGACCCCACAGGGGCAUGGCGACAGAGCAAGGGCAAGAAGCGCAAAGGACACACUCACGGAAAAUCUCCCACACCCCACCACGGGCAUGGGCAUGCACACGGGUACGGGCAGGCACACGUGGCAGGGGGGAAGAAGGGGAAGGCUGGGGAGGGGCAGCAGGAGGAGGAUGAGGAGGAGGAGGACGAGGAGGAGGCAGUGGGGCUGGAACAGAUGGUGCUGGAUGUGCAGAAAGCCAUGGCAGCAGGGGAGGGGUGUCAGCUGUACGGCCAUCUCGCAGUGGAGAGGGUGGCAGGCAACUUCCAUGUCUCGGUGCACGGCCAGUCGUACCUUGUGUUGCAGCAGGUCUUCUCAUCAGUGGGCGAUGUGAACGUCUCUCACGUCAUCCACUCCCUCGGUUUCGGAGUGCCUUAUCCCGGCCGCCUCAACCCUCUAGACGGAUUUGUCCGCAUCCUGCCGCCCCUCAAGGAGGGGGAGGACCCUGCCCGCUCCAGUGGCACUUUCAAAUACUUCCUCAAGGUGGUGCCCACGCGCUUCCGCUUCUGGCACGGAGGCUUUGUGAAGACGAACCAGUACUCUAUCAGUGAAUACUUCACUCCCUCCUCUCCACAGUCCAACGCACUGCCAGCGGUAUACUUCCUGUACGACCUAUCGCCCAUAGCAGUGAGCAUCACCGAGUCGCACCGCAGCUUCUUCCACUUCCUCACUCGCCUCUGCGCCGUGCUGGGCGGCACGUUCGCACUCACAGGUGUAUGGCUCACACAGUGGGUGGGGCUCACACAGUGGGUGGGGCUCGCAGGUGGGUGGGGCUCGCAGGUGGGUGGGGCUCGCAGGUGGGAAAGGCUCGGGUUUGAGUCGACUCAAACCUGUUAUCUUCCUGCCCUGGCCAUCCCGCCCCUCCCCCACGCAUGCUGGACCGCUAAGUGGGUGUACAGCCUGCUGCAGCUCAUCAACCGCCCUCGCCUGCACCUCGUGUCUCAUGCCAUCCUACCAACUAUCAUGUCCUUCUGUCCCUCUCUCUCGCCCUGCACCUCCCUCCCCUGGCCAUCACGUACCCCUCCAUCCCCACCCCCACCAGGCAUGCUGGAUCGCUGGGUGUACAGCCUGCUGCAGCUCAUUAACAGCCCCUCUCAUUCCAUUCUCCCUAGUCUCAUUGUCCUGCCACCUGCCCCUCUCUCCCGCCCUUUAUCUUUUCAUCCCCCACCAGGCAUGCUGGAUCGCUGGGUGUACAGCCUGCUGCAGCUCAUUCGCGUCUCUGCUCUCUCAUUCUAUUCUCCCAACUCUCAUGUAUUGCCACACCCUCUCUUUCACAUUUAUCUUUCCCACCCCCCUCACGCAUCCCGCCACCACGCAUGCUGGAUCGCUGGGUGUACAGCCUGCUGCAGCUCCUCAACCGCCCUCAACUGCAGCUCCCCUCUCAUGCCAUCCUACCAAGUUUCGUGUCCCCCUGUCCCUCUCUCUCGCCCUGCACCUCCCUGCUCCCGGCAACCCGUGCCGGUGCUCUAA